Fulmarus glacialis (Northern fulmar) is the source of this 1459-nucleotide messenger RNA. It is a transcript of the gene FH, whose product is annotated as fumarate hydratase. The transcript is spliced from 9 exons. NCBI's taxonomy places the organism in Eukaryota, Metazoa, Chordata, Aves, Procellariiformes, Procellariidae. Gene Ontology annotation, cellular component: tricarboxylic acid cycle heteromeric enzyme complex; mitochondrion. Gene Ontology annotation, biological process: malate metabolic process; fumarate metabolic process; tricarboxylic acid cycle. The record is from RefSeq and is a predicted model, not a curated record. Gene Ontology annotation, molecular function: fumarate hydratase activity. The annotation marks the transcript as partial.
UCCACUCAAGAGGCUUUUAGGAUAGAAUAUGAUACAUUUGGUGAAUUGAAGGUCCCAAGUGACAGAUACUAUGGUGCCCAGACUGUAAGAUCUACAAUGAACUUUAAGAUUGGAGGUGUUUCAGAAAGAAUGCCAGUUCAAGUUAUAAGGGCUUUUGGCAUCUUGAAGAGAGCAGCUGCUGAAGUAAAUCAAGAUUACGGUCUCGACCCAAAGAUUGCUAAUGCUAUUGUAAAGGCAGCAAAUGAGGUAGCUGAAGGAAAAUUAAAUGAUCACUUCCCAUUGGUGGUGUGGCAGACUGGGUCUGGAACUCAAACCAAUAUGAAUGUCAAUGAAGUCAUCAGCAAUAGAGCUAUUGAGAUAAUGGGGGGCAAACUGGGGAGCAAAAACCCAGUACAUCCGAAUGAUCAUGUUAACAAAAGCCAGAGUUCAAACGACACUUUCCCAACGGCAAUGCAUAUUGCUGCUGCCCAGGAGGUUAAUGAGGUGUUGUUACCUGGACUAAAGAAGCUACAGAAUGCACUUGAAGCAAAAUCCAAAGAAUUUUCCCAAAUCAUAAAAAUAGGGCGCACUCAUACACAAGAUGCUGUUCCACUUACGCUUGGACAGGAAUUUAGUGGCUAUGUGCAACAAAUUAAAUAUGGUGUGGCUAGGAUUGAAUCAACCAUGCCAAGAGUGUAUCAGCUGGCAGCUGGCGGGACUGCAGUUGGUACAGGAUUAAACACAAGAAUUGGCUUUGCUGAGAAAGUUGCUGCUAAAGUGGCUGAACUGACGGGUUUGCCUUUUGUCACUGCUCCGAAUAAGUUUGAAGCUCUUGCGGCUCAUGAUGCUCUAGUUGAACUCAGUGGAGCUAUGAACACAGUGGCAUGUAGUCUGAUGAAAAUAGCUAAUGAUAUUCGUUUCCUGGGUUCUGGACCACGCUCUGGACUAGGAGAACUCAUUCUGCCUGAAAAUGAACCAGGAAGCAGCAUCAUGCCAGGAAAAGUAAACCCUACCCAGUGUGAAGCUGUAACCAUGGUCGCAGCCCAAGUUAUGGGAAACCAUGUUGCUGUUACUGUAGGAGGUAGCAAUGGACACUUUGAACUGAAUGUUUUUAAGCCCAUGAUGAUUAAAAAUGUUUUAAACUCUGCAAGACUUCUGGGAGAUGUUUGUGUUUCUUUCACUGACAACUGUGUAGCUGGAAUCCAAGCCAAUACAGACAGGAUCAACAAACUAAUGAGUGAAUCUCUGAUGUUGGUAACGGCACUUAAUCCGCAUAUAGGCUACGACAAAGCCGCCAAGAUUGCCAAAACGGCGCACAAAGAAGGGACGACGUUAAAAGAAGCUGCCGUGAAGCUGGGAUUCCUCACCUCCGACCAGUUCGAUCAGUGGGUGAAGCCUAAAGACAUGUUGGGUCCUCAGUAACUUAAAAAAACCCAGAGUGUUCUUAACGUAAAAAAUAAAUACAAUACACCAAAUAGGA